GCAUGUGAAGUCAAUCAUGUCUCGAAGUGGCUGUGUAGCUUGCUUCGGAAAUGGACCCGCCUCGUGUACGCCCGACCCUGGAUUCUGAAAGCUAUCUCUCCAACAGCGGCCGUGGCUCAUAUUGAGCUGCUCUGCCAGCAUCCAAGACUCACGCAGGAGCUCGACCUUUACCGCAACAUGCCCAAGGCAACUCCUCUAUCGUACUCCGCCUCGGAUGACGGCGGCCUCUCGGAGUCCGAUUACGACGUCAUUUCUGAGGCGCAGUCUCUUGAAAGCAGCAUCGACGAUCUUGGACGCGAACCCAACCCCUUCCACCAUGUCGGUGACCUGGAUCACAAGCUGAAGCCUUAUGAACCGCCCGUCAGUGCGGUGGCAAAGGCGAAGUACGCCACUGCGAAUUUGAGCGAAGAAGACAUACAGGCGUAUAUCAGAAAGGCGUUAGGCAGGGAGAAGCUCCUCUCGUCUACGAAAGGUUCCACUAUCCGCGGCAAGGGUGACGUUUGGGAAACGAGGACGGUGCGGGUAUAUGUGGAUGGGCUCUUUGACGGGUUCAAUGUCAGCCAUGCGCUACAACUACGUCAAGCAAAGCUCUCGUUCCCGUCCGUCCACCUCCUCGUCGGCGUACUUCCGGAAUCGACCGCAGCAACGCCCUCUUCAACCUCCACCCUCCCGCAUGCCGAACGAUGCGAGCUACUCCGACAUGUGCGCUGGGUGGACGAAGUCAUCGUUGACGCUCCUUACUCCCUCGCCACACCAUCCGCCGAUCAGUUCCUGAAGUUGUGGAGGAUUGAUUACGUGGCCAUAGAAGAAGGCAGCAGCAUCAACCCCGAAUGCGAUAAGGACAGGUUGAAGGGUUACGACAGGAUGAAGGAGAUAGGGAAAUCUAUACCCACCAGGAGAACGACAGGUGUCAUUGGGGCUCUCCCGAGAGUGCCCUCGACUGCGUUGCCUGGGACUGGUGGUCCUUCGCAGGCAGAGGAACCCCCGCGUAGCCGAACUCCGAGUCCCUCACCUCCUGGGACCCCGAGAUCACCGCUACCGCUCUUUGAGGAGGGACCACCUCUCGACAUAUACGGCAUCGGUAUCUAGGCUCGUGUAUACUUAUCACUUCAUGAU
This is a messenger RNA of Punctularia strigosozonata HHB-11173 SS5, 1116 nucleotides long. RefSeq lists its product as uncharacterized. Gene Ontology annotation, biological process: CDP-choline pathway. The record is from RefSeq and is a predicted model, not a curated record. Bases 178 to 1089 code for a protein of 303 amino acids. Lineage: Eukaryota; Fungi; Basidiomycota; Agaricomycetes; Corticiales; Punctulariaceae. Gene Ontology annotation, cellular component: nuclear envelope. The transcript is spliced from 2 exons. Gene Ontology annotation, molecular function: phosphatidylcholine binding; choline-phosphate cytidylyltransferase activity.